CGAGGCGCAGUGCCGCGCUGGGGCGGUGGUGCGGCACGAAGGGGUGUGACCGCUGGCCCCCCGCGCGCGCCCGUCCCCACCCACGCACCCCGCGCCCGCCCGCGCAGCGUGACUGGCCGCCACCGCCGCAGCCCGGGCUCGGGAGGCGCAGAGCGCGGAGCGCGUUGUGCCGCUGGGCGUCCUCCUCCCGGUCCUCCCUCCACCUUCCCUGUCCCCUCCCUCGGCCGCGGGGGAGCCGGGGAAACCGCGGCGCGGAGCCCGCAGCAGCACCGGCACGGGGACCGGCGCGGCGGCGACCUCGGUCCCGGGAGAGGUGCCCGCGGGUGCUGGCCGCGGCCGGCCGAGCGCUUGAGCUUGCGAGGCUGCACUGGGGCUCGGCGCCCGCCCCCUCCAGCUCGGGUCCCGCUUGCUGCAGCCGAGAAGUCUCCCCGCCCGGGGCACGCACCGCACAGCCAUGAACACCAACGAGGCCAAGGAAUAUCUGGCCCGGAGGGAAAUCCCUCAGCUCUUCGAGAGCCUUUUGAAUGGACUGAUGUGCUCUAAGCCAGAAGAUCCAGUAGAGUACUUGGAAAGUUGUUUACAGAAAGUAAAGGAAUUAGGUGGUUGUGACAAGGUGAAAUGGGACACAUUUGUCAGCCAGGAAAAGAAGAUCCUUCCUCCACUCAAUGGAGGACAGUCACGGAGAUCCUUUCUCAGAAAUGUAAUGCCUGAAAAUACAAACUUUCCCUAUCGGCGAUAUGAUCGGCUCCCUCCAAUUCAUCAAUUCUCCAUAGAAAGUGACACAGACCUUUCUGAGACUGCAGAGUUAAUUGAAGAGUACGAAGUUUUUGACCCUUCUAGACCACGACCAAAAAUUAUUCUUGUCAUAGGCGGACCAGGAAGUGGAAAGGGUACUCAGAGUUUGAAAAUUGCAGAACGUUAUGGAUUCCAAUACAUUUCCGUGGGAGAAUUACUAAGAAAGAAGAUCCACAAUACCAGCAGCAAUAGGAAAUGGAGUCUUAUUGCUAAAAUAAUUACAACUGGAGAAUUGGCCCCCCAGGAAACAACAAUUACAGAGAUAAAACAGAAAUUGAUGCAAAUACCUGAUGAAGAGGGCAUUGUCAUUGAUGGAUUUCCAAGAGAUGUUGCCCAGGCUCUAUCUUUUGAGGACCAAAUCUGCACUCCUGACUUGGUGGUAUUCUUAGCAUGUGCCAAUCAAAGGCUCAAAGAACGAUUACUGAAGCGUGCAGAGCAACAGGGGCGGCCCGAUGACAAUCUGAAAGCAACCCAGAGGAGACUGAUGAACUUCAAACAAAAUGCUGCUCCGUUGGUUAAAUACUUCCAGGAAAAGGGACUCAUCAUGACAUUUGAUGCUGACCGUGACGAGGAUGAAGUGUUCUAUGACAUCAGUGUGGCAGUUGACAGCAAGUUAUUUCCAAACAAAGAGGCUGCUGCAGGUUCAAGUGACCUUGAUCCUUCAAUGUUAUUGGACGCUGGAGAAAUCAUUGACAUGGGGUCUGAUUAUGAAGAUCAGGGUGAUGACCAGUUAAAUGUAUUUGGAGAAGACACCACUGGAGGUUUCGCAGAAGAUUUGAGGAAGUGUAAAAUUAUUUUCAUGAUUGGUGGCCCUGGUUCUGGCAAAGGCACCCAGUGUGAAAAACUGGUGGAGAAAUAUGGAUUUACGCAUCUCUCCACGGGCGAGCUCCUGCGCAAUGAGCUGUCAACAGAAUCUGAGAGAAGCAAAGCCAUCAGAGACAUCGUGGAACGCGGAGACCUGGUGCCUUCAGGCAUCAUUCUGGAACUUCUGAAGGAAGCCAUGGCAGCCAACCUCAGCAACACCAAAGGCUUCCUGAUCAACGGCUAUCCUCGGGAAGUGAAGCAGGGGGAAGAAUUCGGGCACAGGAUUGGAGACCCGCACUUGGUGAUCUGUCUGGACUGCUCAGCCGACACCAUGACCAGCCGCCUUCUCCAGAGGAGCCAGAGCGACCCGGGUGCCCCCGCCACCCCCGCCACCAUCGCCAAGCGCCUUGAGACCUAUUACCGAGCAUCCAUCCCCGUCAUGGCCUACUAUGAAACAAAAACACAACUCCACAAGGUAAAUGCGGAAGGGACACCAGAAGAAGUCUUUCUUCAACUCUGCAAAGCUAUUGACUCCAUUUUCUGAAGGCAAUGCUGCAUGUA
Molecule: messenger RNA, 2160 nt
Organism: Sorex fumeus (smoky shrew)
Lineage: Eukaryota; Metazoa; Chordata; Mammalia; Eulipotyphla; Soricidae
Gene: AK5
Product: adenylate kinase 5
Exons: 14
Coding region: 455-2143 (562 amino acids)
Biological process (GO): ATP metabolic process; nucleoside triphosphate biosynthetic process
Cellular component (GO): cytoplasm; cytosol
Molecular function (GO): ATP binding; nucleoside diphosphate kinase activity; AMP kinase activity
Source: RefSeq, a predicted model, not a curated record